UGAUUCUCUUUCCUUCUGUUUAUACAUGAGCACAUUAAAAGUCAAAUCAUUAGUUUCCUGCAGACCAAGAAGUAACGAUGACGAUGAACAGGAAGAAGAUGCUACUGGUUGCAGCAUCGAUCAUCUUGAAUCUUGUAUUGAUCAUUCAUAUUCUUUAUAAUAAUAACUCAACCACCACCACCACAUGGAAUCCGUCGUGGACUAGUAGAGCCGCCGAGGAGGCAGAGGAAGCAGCCUCUGUUUCAUGCUCAGGCCACGGCAGAGCUUACGUAGACGGUCUAGGCGUCCUUAACGGCAACAAACCUCCAUGUGAGUGCAACAACUGUUACACAGGCGACUACUGCUCCUUUCUUCUCCCGGAUUGUCAUGCGGAUGCUAACUCAGGAGACCCUUUGUUCUUGGAGCCAUUCUGGAUGCAAGCUGCAGAGGGAAGUGCGGUUGUUGAGUCCGGAUGGCACAGGAUGAGUUAUCAUUUUCACCAAGAUGGAUCAUAUGUAUCAGCAGAGCUCGAGAGGAUCAUUAGGAAACUGCAUAGCGUAGUUGGAAAUGCGGUUACUGAUAACAGAUUCGUGAUCUUCGGAACUGGAGCCACGCAGUUGGUUGCAGCCUCUGUUCAUGCUUUGUCUCAGACAAACGCAUCAUCAUCAUCAUCUCCUACAAGACUUGUGUCUGCUAUUCCAUACUACAAUGCGUACAAAGAACAAACUGACUUCUUUAAUUAUGCAAAUAUUAAGUUUGAAGGAGAUGCGUCUGCGUGGAGGAAGAGUGAGCACAAUGAUAAUUUGACGCAAGUGAUUGAGAUAGUGACAUCUCCUAAUAAUCCAGACGGGAAGCUGAAAAGAGCGGUUCUUGAAGGUUCUAAUGUCAAAACCAUACAUGAUUACGCGUAUUAUUGGCCUCAUUUCUCGCCUAUAACGCAUCCAGCUGAUGAAGAUUUGAGCUUGUUCAGUCUCACAAAGACUACAGGUCAUGCUGGCUCAAGAUUCGGGUGGGCAUUGGUAAAAGACGAAGUUGUUUAUGAAAGAAUGAAAAGGUAUUUAACUCUAUCUAGUAUGGGAGUUUCAAGAGACACACAGCUUCGUGCUCUGCAGUUGCUCAAAGUAGUAGUUGGAGAUGGAGGUGAGGAGAUAUUCCACUUUAGUUAUGAGACAAUGAAGAAGAGGUGGGAGAUACUAAACAAGAUCUUGUCCGCGUCCACGCGUUUCUCGCUCGAGACAAUACAACCUGAGUACUGCAACUAUUUCAAGAAACGCAGAGACUUCACUCCUGCUUAUGCGUGGGUGAAGUGUGAAAGAUUAGAAGAUACAAACUGCUAUGAGAUAUUCGGAGGGGCAAAGAUAAAAGGACGUGAAGGAAAAGUGUUUGGAUCAGAGGAGCGUUUCGUUCGAUUGAGUCUCAUCAGAACACAAGACGACUUUGAUCAGCUGACUGAUCUGUUGAAGAAGUUGGUCUCCGAGGAAGUUGUGGGAGGUCACUCCACCUAAAGUUAAAUAUUGAUUUUCCUAAUCAAAUGUAUUAUUCAAAUGUUGUAUCCAUCACAUAUGUAUUCAAGGUUUACUCAUGCUGUCCAAUCAUAGACCCCUUGAUAUGAUCUUGUAUCAUGAAAUGAGUUAAAAGAUCUUUGUUAG
Raphanus sativus (radish) is the source of this 1628-nucleotide messenger RNA. Its product is annotated as tryptophan aminotransferase-related protein 3-like. Lineage: Eukaryota; Viridiplantae; Streptophyta; Magnoliopsida; Brassicales; Brassicaceae. Bases 78 to 1484 code for a protein of 468 amino acids. Gene Ontology annotation, biological process: amino acid metabolic process. The record is from RefSeq and is a predicted model, not a curated record. The transcript is spliced from 5 exons. Gene Ontology annotation, molecular function: transaminase activity; carbon-sulfur lyase activity.